AAAAAAAAAGCAUUGGCCACUCCUCUUACCUACUGCCAAGGCUAGAGAGCUUCAUUCUUCGAUUUCAGGGAUUGGAACCCUAACUCUUCUCCAGCACUAGCACAAACUCAAGCCGCACCCUCCUUGGCUCCUUCCAUCUUUGCCGACUGAUUGAUUGCAAGCUCUAAGAGGCGUUUCCAUUUUCGCUUCCCUCCUUUGCAUGCAACAUCUCUUUGCCGCUCCCUCCUCAACAUCUCUUUCUUGGUUGUUGAAGUCCAUUGUCAUUGGCAAGGUUUGUACUCUCCGAUCAGAGGGGAGCUGUUGCAGUGCUGGAUUUGGGAUUUCUUCGUCUAAGCUUGUUGCACUAUUUGGAUUAGUUGAGUGCAUAUAUCGAUGUUAGUAGGUGGUGCAAC
Molecule: messenger RNA, 392 nt
Organism: Linum tenue
Lineage: Eukaryota; Viridiplantae; Streptophyta; Magnoliopsida; Malpighiales; Linaceae
Source: the annotation of a GenBank genome assembly